Molecule: messenger RNA, 1227 nt
Organism: Arabis nemorensis
Lineage: Eukaryota; Viridiplantae; Streptophyta; Magnoliopsida; Brassicales; Brassicaceae
Source: the annotation of a GenBank genome assembly
AUGGAGGAGCUAGAGAAUAGUUGUGAUCUUCACAAGCUGAGUAGUAGGGUGCUAAAUGUUGAAGGAGACGCGUGUUCGAGGAGUAGUGAAAGAUCUUGUGGUGAUAUAUCGGUUAAAGGUAGGGAUUUGGAAUGUAUUGUGCCUUCAAUUAGUCAUGGUGAGGAUGCGGCUACAGGGCGACAUUAUGGAAGAACUCAUUAUUCCACAAAGGUAGGUAGCUCGGUUGGUGAAUCUGGAAGCCGUCUAGGUAGUCCGAUGACCUCAACAAAUCAUAGUUACGGAGAUGAAGAUGUAGAUUUUGUGGAUCAAUGUAACCGUGGUUGCGGAAUAACGUAUUGCUGGUCAAGAACACCAAGGUACAGAGGAUCAAAUCAUUCGUCUGAUGUAGAAGAGUUUCCUUUACUACCUGGAAAUGGUGAGAGUGAUGUGGGGACACCAAGUCCCAAAAUGUCGUCGAGGAGUCUAUGUCAGAAAUWCAAACCGAAAUCGUUCGAUGAGUUAGUUGGACAAGAAGUCRUAGUGAAAUGUCUUUUGAGCACCAUCUUGAGAGGAAGGAUUACUUCUGUUUACCUUUUCCAUGGUCCUCGUGGGACUGGUAAAACAUCGACAUCUAAGAUUUUUGCUGCUGCUUUGAACUGCCUUUCACAGGCUGCACAUAGCAGACCAUGUGGCUUGUGUAGUGAAUGCAAUUCGUACUUCUCAGGAAGCAGCAGGGACGUGAUAGAAAUGGAUUCGGUUAAAUUAAACCGUCCUAGCCACCUCAGAUCUCUCAUAAAAAGUGCAUCUUUGCCUCCAGUUUCAUCUAGAUUUAAGGUUUUUAUUAUCGAUGAGUGUCAGUUACUAUCUCAAGAAACUUCGGGUACUCUCUUCAACAGUUUGGACAACUUCUCUCAGCAUUCAGUUUUUAUACUGGUUACAUCGGAGCUUGAGAAGCUACCAUGUAAUGUGCUCUCACGGUCCCAGAAAUAUCAUUUCUCUAAAGUAUGUGAUGAAGAAAUAUCGAAUAAGCUGGCCAAGAUUUGUUUGGAAGAAGGUAUUGAUUUUGAUCAGGGGGCAGUUGAUUUCAUUGCUUCUAAAUCUGAUGGUUCGCUUCGGGAUGCUGAGAUCAUGCUUGAUCAGCUAAGUUUACUCGGUAAAAGAGUAACGACAUCUUUGGCCUACAAACUUGUGAGUUUACGCAUCUUUCUUCAUAAUUUUUAUCACUCAUUGUCUUGGAAAGAUAUUUGA